Prorocentrum cordatum is the source of this 465-nucleotide messenger RNA. The record is from the annotation of a GenBank genome assembly. NCBI's taxonomy places the organism in Eukaryota, Dinophyceae, Prorocentrales, Prorocentraceae.
AUGCCCCGUCCCAGUCAGCUACAAGUCGCUCUGAACCGACGCGUGUCCGUGCUGAGGCCUUUUUUCGCUGCCAGGGGAAGCGCGGCUGCGCGGGCGGGCUCCCCGAGGCAGCAAGCAGGCACCGCCCGCUUCCUGAAAACGCGGCGCGCGACGGGAGGCUUGCGCGGGCCGCCCGAGCGGCACGCUGCAUCGGAGACGCGGGCAGCUCACGCGCCCACGUCGGCGAACGCAGCCCCGCUGUCUUCCGUGGCGCGCUUGCGCGCUGGAGGAGGAGGAGGAGGAGGAGGAGCAGCACCCGAUUCGCCGCGGCCGCCCGCCCCGCGCGCGGGGCCCCUCACAGAGUCCGCCCGCUGCCGGCGCCUGCCGCCCUUCCAGGCCGCCGGGGACUCGCGGCGGCAGGGGGCCCGCGGCGACCUGGGGGCCCUGAUCCACCGAGGAACGACCUCUCGUGGUGCAGCUAAUUGA